Paracoccidioides brasiliensis Pb18 is the source of this 264-nucleotide messenger RNA. RefSeq lists its product as uncharacterized. Bases 1 to 264 code for a protein of 87 amino acids. The transcript has 2 exons. The record is from RefSeq and is a predicted model, not a curated record.
AUGUCCUGCCACAUAAACGAUGCCAUAUUCUCCAAAAUAAAUCAUCGUACCAACCUACCUAGGGACAACUACUCACCACUCACCGUUCGUCUUCGCCCGUUUAUCAAUCGAGCAAUAUGGGAUGAUAUACAUACCCAGCGAUUUAAGAGAGAGAGUGAGAGAGCUGCAAAGAAGGACAUCCAAAAAAUUUUAUUUCUUCCAUUUGUAUCACCCCACCCGAAUAUACUCUCCAAAUCCUUAAAAGUCAUAAAUAUUGCCGCAUAA